AAUUUGGCAGCUGCGUUGGUGGCAGCUGGUGACAUGGAACAGGCCGUUCAGGCCUAUGUGACUGCUCUACAAUAUAAUACAGACCUGUACUGUGUGCGGAGUGACCUUGGGAACCUCCUGAAGGCUCUUGGAAGAUUGGACGAAGCUAAGGUAAAAUAGCUGUCUGGUUGAGUGAGUUACAAUUGGAGUUUAUUCAGCAUUUACAGGUAGUGCGUGACCGUGUGGAGAGGCGUAUGGUUGCUGGUGAUGGAAGGAAUUUAUGGUUAAGAGAGGAAAGAUGCCAAAAGAAGGCCAGGAUCCGAUAGGAUGGAUGGAUAGACUGUGGAAGUUGUCCGUCGAACCAUGAAAUACUGUCACUCAAAAAAUCGCUCCUUAUGACGAUGUUUAAAGAGAAAAAAGGCUCUGCACAGAGCAUAAGUGUCUCACUCUCAGAACACAGAAAUUCUUAUUUUGUGAAAUAUCUUUGGACUGUUCAAGAUUGGGAAUCAUGGCUCUGGCGAUGUGUUCUUUUGUCCUUGUCUUCUUGCAAUUGGCUCAAACAGACAAACAGAACUGGAAAUUGCCAACAAAUUAAUACUGAAGGAAUUCAGACGGUUUCCUACUGUUCUUGUAUGUUGCAUUUGGUUGUGAAGACGAAAUGGGACCAACAACCAAGCCAAUUGGAACACAGCAUUAAUGAAACCUUACUGUUAUGCAGUUUUGUUUUGAACUUGUUGCCUUGAUUUGGAACACACUUUUUAAGACGACUUUUAAAAACCUUGUCGGCGCGUUGUUGAUACUGUUUUCUUCACUCAGAAUAUAAACGUCAUUUUUUGCAAAUUUCAGAUAGCUGAAGCAAUUUUUCGAUGAUUUUUUCGAUUGGUCAGAAUCUCUGGCUUGGAAGAUGAUGAUAUCUGAAUCGCCGAUUGGGCUGGACAUCGUAAUAAUUUAUUGUUUUUCAGCCAUAAAGAAGAAAGCAAAAAGCUGGUCAAUGGCUGGUCUGAUUUUCAAACUCCACGUGCAACAAUUUAGCAAAAGUUUUUUGGGGGCAAAUUGCUAUGAAGUUAUAUGUUCUGCUAUCACUCAUUUACUCUGUGACCAAUUAAGAAAUGAACAGAAAGUUAACUUAGAAAAUACCAUUGAAGCAAACUUUGAUUUCACAGUUGCGCGCUAUAACCGUGAAAUUAAACGAUGUACUGAUAUGGCUCUGACAGAAAGAUAGCUUGAUUACGGAGUCACAGGGUAGUUGGAACAUGUUUUUCUACCGAACUGCAUUUGCUUCUGGAGGAGAAAGUCGAGAGUUACAUAACAUAGAAAACAUGCUGUUGGGAAUUUCAUCUUACCAGUUCAGGUAUCGCGAGGUGAAACACAAUUUUUCUAUCCUGGGUAUCGCAAGUCUUUGAGAGUUGAAACGCAACAUGAUUUGAAGAUCAGAACUCUGCCACUGCUCAGCUUGCGAACAUUCUGACAACACUCGCAACUAAUUCAGAUGUUGGUGUUCUGAGCAAGAAAACAUUGUGAUGUUCUCGCUGAAAGAAAGUUUUCAAUAUAAUACCAUUUUCUACGCAGUCAGUUUGGACUCGCUUGUUGUGUCCACUUUCUGCAGCUACCAAAAUUUUGUGUGUUCCCAAUCAAGGUUGUAGUUAUAUUUUCAGUUGGACGGAGCGGCGCAGCACUGGAAUUCGCCCCAUUUUGCCCAAUUUAAUCAGAUUCACCUAAUCCCCAUGCUAAAAAAACCCAUCUCAAAUAUUUUUGUGUAUUUUGAUAGAGAAAAAUAAUGAAAAAUGAGUAACCAAAUGAAGAGAAGGUUGACUGCAUUUUAUUUCAAUGACAAAAGAUCGAGGAAACUUUCCAGAUGAUUUCAAAUAUCAGUGUCUUCUUUAGCAUAUGACAAACGCUUGAGGUUAAAUUUCAAUCAUGAUAUCUGAUUAGAUGGCGGCCUUCCCCUCCCAGCUUUUCACCGAUGUCCUACUAAUGGUCUUUUUCUUCUUCUACAUAUCUAUAUUAGUCACGUUGCCCCAGUGAGUCUCCCAGGCUAAUGCCCACUAUCAGAUUGGAAACGUGAAGAACGGCGCCGUCUGCAGUGAUUACUGGUAAUGAAUUCUGCGGUUUGUAAUUCAGCGUGUUACCUGAAAGCCAUCGAAACCCAGCCAAACUUCGCCGUCGCUUGGAGCAACCUCGGGUGUGUGUUCAACAGCCAGGGAGAGAUAUGGUUGGCCAUUCAUCACUUCGAGAAGGCUGUUGCACUGGACCCAAACUUCUUGGAUGCCUAUAUCAACCUCGGAAACGUGCUGAAGGAAGCCAGGAUAUUUGACCGAGCCGUUGCCGCUUACUUGCGAGCCCUCAACCUCAGCCCCAAUCAUGCUGUCGUCCAUGGAAAUCUUGCCUGUGUCUACUAUGAACAAGGUUUGAUCGACUUGGCAGUGGACACGUACAGGCGAGCGAUCGAACUUCAGCCAAACUUCCCGGACGCUUAUUGUAACUUAGCAAAUGCCCUGAAGGAGAAAGGAAAGGUCGCGGAAGCAGAGGAAUGCUACGACACUGCCCUAGUGCUUUGUCCGACCCACAGUGACUCAUUGAACAAUUUGGCCAAUAUCAAGCGGGAACAGGGAUUUACAGAGGAGGCAGUCCGGCUAUACCUCAAAGCUCUCGACGUCUACCCCGAGUUUGCUGUGGCGCAUUCAAACUUAGCCAGCGUGCUGCAGCAGCAAGGCAAACUUAACGAAGCCCUGAUGCAUUAUAAAGAGGCGAUAAGAAUCUCGCCGACGUUUGCGGACGCUUAUUCCAACAUGGGCAACACAUUGAAGGAGAUGCAAGACAUCCAAGGUGCCUUACAGUGCUACACGCGAGCUAUCCAGAUCAACCCAGCUUUUGCCGAUGCUCAUAGUAAUUUGGCAUCGAUACAUAAAGACUCUGGGAACCUGCCCGAUGCGAUUGCGUCCUACAGAACGGCUUUGAAACUGAAGCCGGACUUCCCUGAUGCUUAUUGUAACUUGGCACAUUGCCUACAGAUUGUUUGUGACUGGACAGACUACGAGAAGCGAAUGAAGCGAUUGGUUGUGAUCGUGCAAGAUCAGUUGGACAAGAAUCGUCUGCCGUCGGUUCAUCCCCAUCACAGCAUGCUCUACCCACUCACACAUAAACAGAGAAAAUUCAUCGCUGCCAGACAUGCAAACUUGUGUCUAGAAAAGAUCAGUGUACUACACAAGCCUCCGUAUCAACACCCUAUGAGCACUAAGGAGAGCGAAGGACGGCUACGUAUCGGAUAUGUUAGUUCAGACUUUGGUAAUCACCCGACGUCGCAUCUCAUGCAGAGCAUCCCUGGUUUCCACAACCAAGAUAAUGUCGAGGUGUUCUGCUAUGCACUGAGCGCCGACGACAACACAACGUUCAGAACAAAGAUAAAAGGCGAGGCGGAACACUUUGUCGAUCUCUCGCAGGUGCCAUGUAACGGAAAAGCUGCUGAUCGUAUCCAUGGCGAUGGUAUACACAUCUUGAUCAACAUGAAUGGCUAUACGAAAGGUGCUAGGAAUGAACUAUUUGCGCUGAAACCGGCUCCAGUACAGGUCAUGUGGUUGGGCUACCCAGGCACUAGUGGCGCCUCCUUCAUGGACUACAUUGUCACCGACCAAAACACAUCACCUGUCGAACUAGCUGACCAGUACUCUGAGAAACUAGGAUACAUGCCAAACACAUUCUUCGUCGGCGACCACAUGCAGAUGUUCCCGCACAUGUUGGAGCGGCUGUUCAUUGAUACGAAAGACGCUCAAGGAAACGAUUUGAGGAUUAUUUUGAAUGCGACAGAUAUGAAGAGCAUUUUGGAGAUAUCGACUGUAGUGAGAGAAAUUCACCAGACCGCCCUCCAUGGUCAGACAACAGACAAGAACGGACAGCCGGCACAAGUCUCGACGACGGUGAUUGAUCUGCCGGGGUCGGAUGUGCUGAUGGAAAUGGUUGUCGCCUCGCAUACACAGAUCCAGAUGGCCGCGUCGACGAUCACGAUCGGCAACAUGGUGUUUCAGAAUGGUCUUACAACCAACCAGGAUUUCUUCGGCAAUACCGUAUACGUGACCAACAACAAAGCCGCCACUGGUGAAGAGAUCCCCAGGAACGUAAUGGUGAGCUCUCGUGCACAAUACGGCCUCCCAGAGGACGGCGUCAUCUAUUGCAACUUCAACCAGCUGUACAAGAUCGACCCAGCAACGUUAGACAUGUGGGCGACCAUCUUGAAACGCGUACCAAACAGUUACUUGUGGCUCCUGAAAUUCCCCGCAGUCGGCGAACAAAACGUGUUGCAAACUGCGACAAACCUUGGCGUCCCUGCGCACCAGAUUAUUUUCUCGCCCGUCGCACCCAAGGAAGAGCAUGUGCGUCGUGGACAGUUGGCUGACGUCUGCCUGGAUACGCCAUUAUGUAACGGUCACACUACGGGAAUGGAUGUCUUGUGGGCGGGCACACCUAUGGUCACAUUACCAGCAGUCUCCUUUGAAGGGGUUCUGCGUUUUUCAGCCGAGACCCUUGCAUCCCGCGUCGCCACGUCACAACUGCACACGUUAGGAUGCCCGGAGUUGAUCGCUUCGUGCCGAGCCGAGUAUGAGGCCAUCGCAAUCAAGUUGGGAACAGACAGUGAAUAUCUGAAGGGCAUGAAGGCUAAGGUCUGGGAAGCCCGCACGUCAAGCCCUCUCUUCAACAGCAAGCAAUACGCUCGCGACUUGGAAGGAUUAUACCGGGCGAUGUGGAACAGACAAGAACAGGGAUUGAAAGCAGACCAUCUCACAGAUUACUACAAAAAGUAAAGGACGCUUUGUGAGAUUUGUUUUGAUAUUGUUCAAUGAGACUCAAUAUUAUUGCUGCCUACUGGACGUUUACUAGGUGAUCAGUGUUCUGCACAAGCCCAUUUGUCAGGGCGGCCCACUCUACCAGGCUCUAGAAUUUUGUAAAGGGUUUCUAAAGGGCUACCUAACCUUAAAUUUUUGAUCACCCAACCUUGUGUUGCCCACUGGCAAAACUUCUUGAUAAUAAAGGGUACCACCCUACCUUGAGAAAACUUUGUGGAAACCUCUGGUGAUUUACUUAGACAUGGAAUGUAUUGUUGUGUCAGCUUUGCCUCUGAAUAGAUUUAACAGUUCCGCAAUGAAAAUAGCGACUCCUGUUAGUGUUGUGACGUUCUUUCACAUGACAAGCUUCAAAGAUAUGAGUGAGAGAGUGAGACCUCUUUGUUUUAAAAAUUUUAAGCGAAGAACUUUUAAGAAACUGUUAUGUCCUGUAAAUCGUGACAUUUUUGCAAUGCUAUAAGUUUGCUUAGUUUCAUUGGUGACAGUUAAGGUAUUGCAUUGCUGCUGAAAUAUCAUGGUUGAUGCAUUGCAGGUGAAAUUUUUGUGCUUUUUAAGUUCGUGUAAAAUUUGUACAGCAUAUCUCUGUGGCAGUGUCAUUUCUGAUGUCUAAACCGAGACUGGGUCCAAAAUGUCCUAGGUGAUAUGGCAAUUCUAAAAUAAGGAGAGAAAGGGGAUGGUGUGUGUCCAUUAAACUUGUAUGCUUGAAUUGAAUAUCUAAAAGAUUUGUGUAAAUAAUUCUAUCAGUUUGUAUAAUGGUGAUUAUGGAGGUGUAACCUUACCUGUCCACGGUUUAAAUUUCUGCAUUUGUUGUAGUUUUUGCACUUGUAGCACUGACAUAUGCUUUUUAGUGGGUGAAGGUACCAGUUUAUCAUAAAAAUUGUGUUACCCUGAAAAGGAAAUGACAACACUAAAGAAACAUAUAAAAGACUUGUAUACCCCUCAAAGACUGUAGUAGGAGGGCUGUCUUUCUAUCAUGUUUGAAUGGUAAACCAGUACAUUUACCCACCUUGCUUCGUAAGACUUUUGGUUUAAUUACCUGGUGGCUCUAUUUGUAAAUAAAAGUUUAUUGGGUCAGCCGUACGAUGUUUCAAAUUAUGUUUGUAUUGUGACACACUGGCAGUCACCCAUUAAGUACAUACUGACAAUGCAAUUUUGAAAGAUUUCAGCUUAAACCAAUGGUGAAGUUGUGCCUCUUCAAAAUGAUUAUUGAGAUAGUUUGGGGGGAGGGCGCCUGAUAUUUAUGUGUACAUUUGU
Molecule: messenger RNA, 6068 nt
Organism: Lineus longissimus
Lineage: Eukaryota; Metazoa; Nemertea; Pilidiophora; Heteronemertea; Lineidae
Product: UDP-N-acetylglucosamine--peptide N-acetylglucosaminyltransferase 110 kDa subunit-like
Exons: 14
Coding region: 2076-4775 (899 amino acids)
Biological process (GO): protein O-linked glycosylation
Molecular function (GO): protein O-acetylglucosaminyltransferase activity; protein binding
Source: RefSeq, a predicted model, not a curated record